Drosophila busckii is the source of this 1103-nucleotide messenger RNA. RefSeq names its product PRA1 family protein 3. The coding region runs from base 338 to 964 and encodes 208 amino acids. The record is from RefSeq and is a predicted model, not a curated record. NCBI's taxonomy places the organism in Eukaryota, Metazoa, Arthropoda, Insecta, Diptera, Drosophilidae. The transcript has a single exon. Gene Ontology annotation, cellular component: membrane.
AACUUGGCAGCACAGAGUGCAUAUGAGUCAACUUGUUAAAGAGCCACACGUACAAAUAGUACAAUAAAUCGUACAAAAUUUCGAAUUUGCGCUGGAUUCUGAAGGAGAGGAGUAUAGUGAUAUCGACGAACAUCUCGAUUUCAAUUCCACGGAGCGCACACCACUCUUGCCCAAGGUCAAAGCGAAACGAGUAUUGAAAAUCGAACGCCGUUUUGUGAAGCCAAAACUAAAGCAAUUGGCAUCUCAGCUGCUUGCCAAAGAUUAUAAGCGUGGCCAAGGUCAAUUCAACUACCAGAAGUUAAGCCAAACACUUACCAAGCCUAACAAAUACUCAAAGAUGUCGGCACCGUCUACCUCUGCCGCAAGUGAUGCUGCCGCUGCGUUGGCUGGAAGUCUGCAGUUGCCGCCACUACGGACGUUGGAUGACUUUGUGCUAGGGUCGGCUCGAUUCCAGUUGCCCAAUCUGAAGGACUUCGACAAGUGGGGUAAUCGGGUGGUCAAAAACCUGCUGUACUACCAAACCAAUUACUUUUUGGUCUUUCUGGCCGUCUACGUGCUGAUGAUUGUAAUUAAUCCAACCAAGAUCAUCAGUGGCUUGAUAGUCCAGGCCCUCAUAAUUGCUGUCAUUUGGCAGUUCUUCAGCUCAAAAUCGAAGAAGAACUUUAUUGCAAGCCGCCUCACCGGCGGCAAUGCCGUACUCUCCGCCCAGAGUGAGCAGCAAAAGUGGUAUAUACUGGCGGGUGCUUUGUUGGCCGGCUAUCUUUUUUUGCAUAUGAUAAGCGCGGUGCUGUUGACGGCUUUUACUCUGCUGCUUCCCAUCUCGAUGACAUUUAUCCACGCCUCGUUGAGGUUGCGCAAUAUUAAGAACAAGCUGGCUAAUACUAUUGAAAGCUUUGGUCCCUCCACGCCAAUGGGCGCACUGUUAGAUGCCUUGAAUGUGCGCGCUGAUGGAGUGAUUAACUAAGGAGCUGAGUGCCGGAGCUCUUUGUUGGCCAUGUUUGAUAUUUGUUCGUAGUUACAUGUAUGCAUGUUGAUGCUUUAAAUCACUGUAUUAUUAUAUACUACUAGCUGAUCGUUUUUAUCAAUUAAAAAAUUAUGAUUUU